CGUCUUCAAGGUGCCUUGGGUCGCCCGGCUCAGUCCAGUUCGCGUUCACGUCGCAGACGCCUUGAUCGCCGCCUACUUGAGCCUACUUGAAUCCUGCCCGCGCCAUCGCCCAGCUCGUCCACGCCCCAGCCGCCGCUUUCAGCCGUCAUCGGACUUGUUGCUCGACAUCCCACGUCUCACGCUGCAUGACCGCGAGCCACUCAACGAGGCUACGGGGGCAAAUACCUACGCCAUGGCAGACAGCAACAGCCGUGUCAAUGUCGUCUUCGUCGGCGCGGGUGCCGUGGGAUGUUUCUACGCCUCCCGCUUACACCAUGUAACCCUUCUCACAACGUCCACGUCUCCCUCGUGGCUCGGUCUAACUACGCAGCCAUUCAAAAGGACGGUGUGAAGCUGGAGACCCGAAGCUUCGGCGACUACACGUUUGCCCCAGAUGCCGCGUUCCCGUCCGUAAGUGCGGCGGCUGAUGCGCCUGGGGAGGACGGAGCGAAGCGAGACUGGCACUACAUUGUCGUCACAACCAAGGCCCUGCCUGAUGUAAGCGAUGACUCGGACAUGAUUACGCCCCUCGUGGGCCCCAAGUCGUGCAUCAUCCUCAUCCAGAACGGCGUCGGCGUCGAGGAACCCUUCCGGAAGCGGUUCCCAGACACACCCAUUGUCAGCGCCGUCACCGUCAUCAGCGCGGAACAGACGUCCCCGGGCACGAUCCGGCAGAACCGGUGGACACGCAUCAGCAUCGGCCCGUACACCGACGGCCUGGGCACCGGGGACCCGGAGGUGGUCCGGCGCGGGACGGCGUGCACUGAGGCGCUAACGCGGUGGUGGACGGACCUGGGCGGCAUCCGCGACGUGGAGCCGCACGACGAGGUCGGCCUGCAGACGGUGCGGUGGCACAAGCUGUGCAUCAACGCCGCCAUGAACCCGUCGGCCGUGCUGUCGGGCGGCCGGGGCAACGCCGACAUGGUGGCCGACCCGGAGCUCCGGCGCCACCUGCUCGGCGUCAUGCACGAGAUCCGGGACGCCGUGCCGCGCAUCCUCGGCCGCCCGUUCCCGGCGAGCAUGGCGGCGCCGGACAAGAUCAUCGAGAGCACCGCCCGCAACAAGGGGGCCCGCCCGAGCAUGCUGCUCGACUGGGAGGCCGGCAAGCCCCUGGAGCUCGAGGUCAUCCUGGGCAACCCCGUGCGCAUCGCCCGCGAGAGGGGCGUCGAGAUGCCGAGGUUGCAGAGCCUGUAUGCGCUGCUGAGGUCUGCGCAGCAGAUGAGGAAGGCAAGCGAGGCAAAGGGGAAGCUGUAGUUGCCGAGUGCUGCCCCUUGAGAGAACUGGGCUGGUUUUUUUAUUCCAUGACUGGGGACGAUAGUGUAUGUAAGAGUUACGGUUUCAGUCGCCAUAUCAAUUGGCCCAUCUACAUUUCGGACGAUAGCAGCAGUGUUGUGAUUCAGCGCCGCACCCUCGUGUUGGUCUGCGCACCUCUUUCAUCCCUUAGCUUAGGCUCUUACAAGCUGUCCAAAAUAUCUUCAUUUCCUCAAGCCUUUUCC
This is a messenger RNA of Ilyonectria robusta, 1535 nucleotides long. RefSeq names its product ketopantoate reductase PanE/ApbA-domain-containing protein. The record is from RefSeq and is a predicted model, not a curated record. Gene Ontology annotation, molecular function: oxidoreductase activity. The transcript is spliced from 3 exons. The coding region runs from base 289 to 1293 and encodes 334 amino acids. NCBI's taxonomy places the organism in Eukaryota, Fungi, Ascomycota, Sordariomycetes, Hypocreales, Nectriaceae. Gene Ontology annotation, cellular component: cytoplasm.